Molecule: messenger RNA, 915 nt
Organism: Phycomyces blakesleeanus NRRL 1555(-)
Lineage: Eukaryota; Fungi; Mucoromycota; Mucoromycetes; Mucorales; Phycomycetaceae
Exons: 6
Coding region: 1-915 (304 amino acids)
Source: RefSeq, a predicted model, not a curated record
AUGUUCAUUGAAGAGCAAAAUGGAGCAAAGUACACCAGCAGAAAAACAGACCGUAAAGGAAAAGGAAAAGCAUCUGCAAUUAUAUCUACCUCUGCAAACCGUGUUUUGGCUGGCCAUGUUGCACCUCGAGAAAUUGCCUCCAGUUUCUCAUCCAACACUAUCCAAGAUCAGCAAUACAUGGAAAUUGUUGAAAUGUUUAACAAAGUAAAUAACAGUAUCAAUGGUGUCAAGGAUGACAUUGCUGCUGUCAAUAGCAACAUGACAGCCUUUAAAAACAGGAUGGGCGUUGUUGUUGACACGUCUGGAAAGACACAUACGGCAUUUGCAGACUUUGCAACUGCCUGUGCCAACAAUCAGACUCAUAUGGCUAGUCUAGGACCAUCUCUGAUACAACCCAUGUCCCCCAGACCUCCCUCAGAAAUCUUUGCUGAAAAAUUGUGGGACUGGAAGUUCGAGUCUGACGACCCUGCUCUUGUUGCUAAGAACGAGAGUAAGAAGAAGUGGAACUUGAACAAGAAGAUUAACCACCGCAAUAACAACAGGUACAAGCACAGUCAUCGUACUUUCCACGAGUCUCCUGAGCAGAAGGUCAAGAAAAACAGCAAGGGGAGAGCAAAAAGUCGUACUCUUCAGACUGGAAACCCUGUUGAGAAGGCCUAUCUCAAACUCUUUCAGAAGGAUGUCAUAUCUGAUGGUGAGUCAGAUAUUGAGAUCGUGGACAAUCUUCUACAAUGGUAUUUGCAUUUCAACAGAUUGUUGACAAUGGUUGACGACAUUGAUUGUGCCCAUCACGUGUCAAAUGUGGGCAUGGGAACAAAGCCAAGAAUGAACAGAUAUCCAACAAUAUUGUUGCCUUGCUCUGUUUCUGCCACCCUGUCCCAGUCAUUGCCUCGUUGGGCAAUCAACGAUGAAUAA